UCCAGUUACACAAGCGAGUAAUGCGAUACCAGCAAGUUCAGAUACUUAUAAUGAUUUAUACGAAACUAAGAUCCCCGAACAUGAAUAUGAAACGAAUGUUAUUGAGACUAAUUGUUUAUUAAAAAGAUAUUGCGAGAAAUGUAAAAUUGAGAUCCCCGAACAUAAAUACAGAUACCAUAAAAGAACGAAUAUCCAUAAAUCAAAUUGUUUAAUAAAGUCAAAUUUUGAAAAUGUUCAUAUUAUAGCAACUGCAUUUAAAAACAGGAUUCUGACUUAUCGCUUAAAUCCAUCUAUAGAAAAUGAGUACCUCACACCAGAGGCGUUCUUAGAUGAAAAGCGAAAAGAUGUUUCUAAUAUAAUUAAAAUGUUAUUAAUGAGACAUAACUGCAUUAAAGUUAAUUUCGAGCUGUUUGCUUACUUUUUACUGCCUACGUUAGGUGAGCAACAGCUUAAAUCAUUUAAUACUAAAUAUGAAAUUAUAUAUAAUAAUACUGAUUUUGAUGACACAUAUUUGAAUGUAAUAGAAACAUUUAAAAGAAAAUUUACCGAAUUUGAACAUUGUCAAUCCGGAUGGUCAUUUGUUUCAAUAAAUCAUUUAGAAAUUAAUAUAAAUAAAUAUUGCCCUAUGCGGGGUGGUACUUAUUUAGAGCUACCAGAUGUUAUUAAAAAUACAAAGAGCUGUUUGAAUAUACAUAAUAAUGAUGAAUACUGUUUUUUGUGGUGCGUAGUUGCAGCAUUAUUUCCAGCUAAAAAUAAUGUUUGCAGGGUCAACUCCUAUCCACAUUUUAGUACAGUACUUAAUACAAGAGGAAUUUCAUUUCCACCUUCACAUAAAGAUAUAAAAUUAUUUGAAAAAAAUAAUUGUGACUUGAGUAUUAAUAUUUAUGGGUUUGAUAAACAUGGUACUAUAACUGGACCUAUUUAUGUGACGAAUUGCAGGAAAGAUAAACAUAUAAACUUACUGUUCUUUGAAAAACAUAAUAAAGGUCAUUACUGUUUGAUAAAAAAUCUGCUACGAUUAGUACGAAGACAAGUUUCAUGUCAUAAGGGACGAAUGUAUUUAUGUGAGACAUGUUUACAAUUUUUUAAAUCUGAAAUAAAGUAUAAUUGUCAUAGUUGCUCUCAAAUUUUAACCGUACUACCUGAUAAGAACAGUACAUUAAAAUUCAAAAAUUAUGAGCGAAAGCAAAAAAUUAAUUUUGUAAUAUACGCUGACUUUGAAAGUAUAUUGUUAAACUGUAAAAUGGAACAGAAUGAUAAAAAUACAGUAAAGAAUAAAGUACAUCAACCGUCCUGUUUUGCUUUCUAUGUGUGUUGUUCUCAUGAUAGCAGCUUAAAUAAAUUUGUAUCAUAUAGAGGAUCUGACUGUGUGGAAGUAUUUAUUAAAAGCUUGAUUGAAGAAGUGAAAUUAAUUCAUAAAAUGUUAUUAACAGAGAAACCUAUGAGACCAAUGACAAGAGAUCAGACUGAUAAUUAUAAUAAUGCAACUACAUGCCAUAUUUGUAAUGAUUUAUUAUUUGAUGAUAAAGUUUGCGAUCAUGAUCAUAUAACAUCUGAAUAUAGAGGUGCGGCACACUCGCAAUGCAAUUUAAAUUAUAGAGUUUGUCCCUUUAUACCCGUUAUAUUUCACAAUUUAGUUGGCUACGAUUCUCAUAUAUUUAUAACUGAAUUAUCAAAAUAUGAAGGUGAGAUAAGAAUUAUAGCAGAAACUAAAGAAAAAUAUUUAACCAUAACAAAAAUAAUAAAUACUGGUAAAGGAUGCAAACCAGCACAAAUUAAAUUUAUAGACUCGUUUAAAUUUCUUAGUUCAAGUCUUGAUAACCUGA
Messenger RNA from Trichoplusia ni (cabbage looper), 1826 nucleotides. RefSeq lists its product as uncharacterized. The annotation marks the transcript as partial. The transcript has a single exon. The record is from RefSeq and is a predicted model, not a curated record. NCBI's taxonomy places the organism in Eukaryota, Metazoa, Arthropoda, Insecta, Lepidoptera, Noctuidae. Gene Ontology annotation, molecular function: nucleic acid binding.